Messenger RNA from Anastrepha ludens (Mexican fruit fly), 504 nucleotides. RefSeq names its product chromatin accessibility complex 16kD protein (gene Chrac-16). Gene Ontology annotation, cellular component: nucleus; CHRAC. The record is from RefSeq and is a predicted model, not a curated record. The transcript has 2 exons. NCBI's taxonomy places the organism in Eukaryota, Metazoa, Arthropoda, Insecta, Diptera, Tephritidae. The coding region runs from base 74 to 403 and encodes 109 amino acids. Gene Ontology annotation, molecular function: protein heterodimerization activity.
AAUCAAAUGUCAGAUUGAUUAUUGUCCACUUCAUAUUGGCGGUAAGAGAUUGUUUGGGGGGAAGUCUAUAAACAUGGAAACUGAAUUACCACUAAGCCGAAUUCGAACAAUUAUGAAAAGUUCUUUAAACACCGGACAAAUAUCAAAUGAAGUACUUUUCCUGAUGACCAAAGCUACAGAGAUGUUUGUGCAAAAGUUAACCAAGGAGGCAUAUGCAAAAGUCAAAGAUGAUAACACUCUUAAAUUCAAGCACUUGUCACAGUAUGUUCAGAAGGAGAAAAACUUGGAAUUCCUAUUACAAAUUGUCCCAGCUAAAAUAAAGGUAAAGGACUUCAAAAAAAUUCUAGAACUGGAGGAUGUCAAUUCAUCGUCUGACAGUGAAGAUGAAAAGCGAAGCAAGUAAUUUACGUUUGGUGUGCUAAUGGAGACUGAUAUGACUUGUACAAAAUUAAUUGAUAUUUGUUACAAAAUUAAGAGUUUUCUAAAUAUAAAUAUUACACACUA